ACACAAGCUGCCCCUCAGCCUGUCUCACUGACCACCCUGAACCUGCAGCACAUUGCUCUCCAGAGCAGCUUGUCUCACGCUCAAGUUGGAAAGAAGACGUGGAAGAGGACAAGAAAGCCUUCUGAGGCUAUUUUUUAUUCAUUUAUUUUUUGUAAAGUUUGAUAGCAGUGCUGAUAUGGCCUCUCUGAGGAGUGUGCUUCAUCUUGGAGUCUGCCUGUCUGCAUGGCUGGCAACUACAGCAGGUAAGGACCUUGUGCCACGAGCGGAGAACGUCACAUGGUCGUCUUUGAACUUUAAAACCAUCCUCACCUGGGAUCCCACACCAACCGACUACACAUACACCGUCCAUUUUGCUGAGGAUAGGGCUAACUGGAGGGAGACGCCUGACUGUAUCCAGAUCUCAGACACAGCGUGUGAUCUGACUGACUGGCUGCUUCCCUUGGACAGGACCUAUUCUGCUGACAUCAAGUCAGAACAUGAUGUGACAGACGAUGAUGAUGACGUAGAUGAUGUGGAGUUUCCACACACCUAUUCCCCAAAGUUCAACCCGUACAGAGAGAGUCAGAUCAGUGCUGUCUCGUUUAAAAUACAGGCUGCUGAGAAUGGGAUGGUGACCCUGAACAUCAGCGAUCUUAUCACCUCUGUCCGCAGCAGGCAAAGUGGGAAGCUGCUCACCAUCAGAGAAGUCUUCAACAAAGACCUCAAGUAUAAGAUCAUCUACCACAAGGCUGGAAGCACUGGGAAGAGAGAGAACAUCUCAGACUACAGUAUAGCGAAGCUGUCUAACCUGGAUGCAGGAGACAGCUACUGCUUCAAGGUGGCCGCCUUCAUACCCUCCAGAGCCAAAGCCCUGCAGCUGGGAGCCUGGAGCCAGGAGGUUUGCUCAGAGGCAGAGAGGCACAUCCUGCACGAGCUGAGUGUUGGAGCGUUAGUUGGUCUGCUCUUCAUCCUGCUCAUAGUCAUCAGCAUCAUCGUCAUCGUGACAAUCCUCUGCUGCAGACGCUGCUGAUGAGCAAGAAACACAACGCUCCGACCACUGGCACAAGCCGGACCUGUGUGUGUGUGUAUGUGUGUGUGUGUGUGUGAAAUACAUGGAGCAGGUCUCCUGUUUUUUCUUUUUUUUUUAAUGUGUGUGUCCAACACUGGCUUGUAUUUUCUAAGAAAACAUUAUUUCAUAUUGCUAUAGUCAAUAAAUAGAAUGUAUUGCUGUAUUACAUGGACUGCAGACAUUAUUCAACACACCAAGAAGCAAUCUUAAAUUCAUUCUUACAACCUUAAAUUCAAGCUUUCAAAUGAGACUCCCUCAUGUUCAUGAUAUGUUUAUAGAUUCCAUUUCUUACCAUCCACUCCUUCAAUGGUACAUUGACUUUAGUGUAUUUAUUGUAAUUUAUUUUCCUAGGUUUUCUGGGACUUUCCGCCCUUGCCCAGUGGUUUAUAGACUGUUCAACUCCAACGUUCAUUGCCUUGUUGUUGUCAUUAUGAGAUUAACAAACUGCAAUUGCAAUACUUUUGUCUUUCAUGUAAAAUAAACUUUUG
This is a messenger RNA of Myripristis murdjan (pinecone soldierfish), 1536 nucleotides long. Its product is annotated as tissue factor-like. The transcript has 7 exons. The record is from RefSeq and is a predicted model, not a curated record. Bases 176 to 1009 code for a protein of 277 amino acids. NCBI's taxonomy places the organism in Eukaryota, Metazoa, Chordata, Actinopteri, Holocentriformes, Holocentridae. Gene Ontology annotation, biological process: cytokine-mediated signaling pathway; blood coagulation. Gene Ontology annotation, cellular component: plasma membrane. Gene Ontology annotation, molecular function: protein binding; cytokine receptor activity.